Molecule: messenger RNA, 1855 nt
Organism: Larimichthys crocea (large yellow croaker)
Lineage: Eukaryota; Metazoa; Chordata; Actinopteri; Sciaenidae
Gene: tnfrsf1b
Product: tumor necrosis factor receptor superfamily, member 1B
Exons: 9
Coding region: 149-1600 (483 amino acids)
Biological process (GO): positive regulation of membrane protein ectodomain proteolysis; positive regulation of myelination; negative regulation of neuroinflammatory response
Molecular function (GO): tumor necrosis factor binding; tumor necrosis factor receptor activity
Source: RefSeq, a predicted model, not a curated record
UCUAGGUUAGAGCCUCUCUGCUUGUUUCCUUCCUCACUCUGCUCGGUUCAAGGAAAUUGCUCCUGUUUGCAGUGCUAGCCCGCCUUUAAAAAUAUGAUCAGUACAGUUCACACGCUGGUAGCUGUAUCCUCUGCACUGUCGAGAAGCAAUGAAGGACAUACUUGUACUGCUGGUUCUGCUGAAUGUCCAAACUAUCAAGGUCUGCUCUCAGCCCUAUCAGCCAGACUCAGAAGGAAACUGCCGCAACACAACAACAGAGUACCUGUUGGAAGACUUUAACCUGUGCUGCAAGAAAUGUCCCCCUGGACAGCGACAGAAAGUAAAAUGCUCCCAAUCAACUGACACUGAGUGUGAACAAUGUUCACCGGGGCAGUUCCUAGAGGGCUGGAACUACUCUCCCAACUGCCUUUCCUGUAAAAUAUGCAAACCAAUUAAAGGUCUGCAGGAUGUCCAGAAAUGUUCCUCUACCACAAGGUCCAAGUGUGGGUGCCAGCCAGGGAGGUAUUGCUUCAUGGGGUUUGAAAACCUAUACUGUGACGAAUGUAGGAAGUACACGGAGUGCAAAGCUGGUUAUGGAGUACUUACACCAGGGAAGGCUAACUCAAAUGUAAAGUGUCAGGGGUGCCCUGAUGGGACGUUCUCCGAUAGAAAGUCCUCCACAGACCGCUGUCAGCCUCACACAGUCUGUCAUGGGAGGGUUGUGAGAAAAGGCAACGCUACUUCAGACAACGUGUGUGAAACUGAAGCUUUUAUAUCUACCACACAGCCUCGAGUCUUAAUAAAUAAGGGUGUGGUUACAACUGCAACUACAAUGGCGGGCACACUCUCAGCGAACCCAGAGUCAAAGACAGAAUCCAUACUGUCUCCCAGCACAUUUGUUUCAGGCGUAGCGAACAACUAUUCAACAAAAAGCCCGCCACCAAGCACAGUAUCGGACGUUAAGCUGGGUGCAAUCAUUGCGACUGUUGUUGGAGUACCAAUUUUUAUCAUCAUCAUCAUUCUGCUGUUGCUUUCGAGAACCAUCUGGAAGAAAGAUGCUGCAAGAUUUCAACCUAAAGUGGAUGCAAAUGGAAACUGUGAGACUGCUGAUAAAAUCAAUCAGGGUUAUUUGGCGGAAACUCAGGUGACUUCAUUCACAACAACUUUACCAGAGCAACAGUGUCUGCUGGAGAAAGGAGAAGCCUACAGUGACCAGACCCAGUGUGGAAACAACAAAGAAACUUUGACUAGAACAGAAGGCUGCAGCAGCUCCGAGUCCAACGGACCUUUGCAAUCCACCAUGCCUCUUCACAAUCCAUACUCUGGUCUGUCUGAGCCCAUGUCUUUACACUCCCACAUAGAGCCUGUUGCUCAGCAGACCAGCGUCUCCACACCGUCCUCCACUCAGCCUGUGACAACCAGUCCCCACGUCAACGUCAGCAUCAUUGUUAACAUCGGUAACGGGACUGGUGAGACAACAUCUGUCAUGCCCACAGACUUGAUGCAUGUAGACUCUAAUCUCCCCUUUGGAGAGAAAGAGGAGUCCUCUAGCACCCCACAGCAAGAAGCUGGCAAACAAUCACUGAUGUCAGUACAGGAGAGCACAACCUGCUGUGCAUGAAGACUGACCUGCACGACAGACUUUUAAUCUGUUUUUGCUUCAUGUCAUGAUAAAACAUUGAAAAGAACAGGCGAGGUAAGGCAUGUUUUUAACAUGACAAGCUUAUGCCUUUAUUCAAAAUUAUCCACUGCCACGUUGUGUUUAUAUAUAUAUAUAUAUAGUAUGCUGUAAAUAAAGAUGUAAAUAUUUUUGUCCUUCAGUGAUGUAGAGCAAGCACAAGUAGAUGCAAAUUAAAAAUAUAAAUACUGAUGUAAA